Lolium rigidum is the source of this 3117-nucleotide messenger RNA. Its product is annotated as protein argonaute 7-like. NCBI's taxonomy places the organism in Eukaryota, Viridiplantae, Streptophyta, Magnoliopsida, Poales, Poaceae. Gene Ontology annotation, cellular component: cytoplasm. The transcript has 3 exons. The record is from RefSeq and is a predicted model, not a curated record. Gene Ontology annotation, molecular function: protein binding; RNA binding. Gene Ontology annotation, biological process: regulatory ncRNA-mediated post-transcriptional gene silencing. Bases 1 to 3117 code for a protein of 1038 amino acids.
AUGGAGAGGCAAGGCCAGCCCAAGAACGAGAGGAACGCCGGCGGAGCCGGUAGUAAUGGCGGCGGCGGUGGCGGUGGCGCGAAUGGGAGGAGGAAGUGGAGGGGAGUUUAUGGCAGUGCCGGUGGUGGCGGCUACAGACAGUACCCGAUCAUCCAGGCCUACCCGGCGCUCCUGCCGCUGCCGAUAAACGCCGGCCGCGCGCAUAUUAAUGGCGCCGCCGCGCUGCCUCUGCCGCCGCCUGUGCUGCUGUACCUGCAGCAGCCGCCGCCGCUGCACCUGCUCCCCGGGGCCGCCACGUGCUACGGCAAGCCCAUGGCCGGCGCGGUGCAGGGGGGCCCAUUGUUCGCGCACAAGCCAUCCAAGAAGCCGCCGCCGCCGCCGCACGCCGUCACCGCCGCGCUGCUGCCGCUCCCGCAGGAUGCCAAGGCGCUUCAGCACAAAAAGUUCUUCAUACAUGAGAAGAACUCAUCUGACAUCAGAAUGGAUCAUGUGAACGGCCAUCACAGGUCCUCUAACAAUCACCAAGGAACUCCCAUUGCGCAGAGACCUGACAACGGCGGUGUUGAGGGGGCUGUGAUUCCUCUUUCUGCAAACCAUUUCCUUGUGCGGUUCAAUCCCGAUCAAAAGAUUUUCCAGUAUGAUAUUGACAUAUCCCCGCACCCAUCGAAGGAAACAGCAAGAAUGAUCAAGAACAAGCUUUUUCAAGAAAAUUCAAGUGUUUUCUCGGGUGCCCUGCCGGCCUUUGAUGGCCGCAGGGACCUUUAUAGUCCUAUUGAGUUUCAAGAGAACAAGGCUGAGUUCUUUGUCAGUCUCCCAAUUGCACCAGCACGAUGUCCAGUAGAUAAAAAGGACGGACACAUGGUUGACAAACAGAAUUUUAAGGUUUUCAAGGUGAACAUUCGAUUGGUCUCAAAGCUAAGUGGUCAGGACUUGAACAAGUAUUUAACUGAAGACAAGGAUGGCAUUUCACUCCCUCAAGAUUACCUCCAUGCUUUGGAAGUCAUCUUGCGGGAAGGUGCUAUGGAAAAUUCCGUUCUGGUAGGUCGGUCUUUGUAUCCGCGUUCCAUGGGAGAAGCAAGGGAGAUUGGUGGCGGGGCUGUUGGAUUAAGAGGUUUCUUUCAGAGCCUGAGGCCAACCAAGCAAGGUCUUGCUCUUAAUGUUGACCUCUCACUCACAGCAUUCCACGAGAGCACUGGCAUGAUUGCAUACUUGCAGAAGCGCUGUGACUUCUUGAAGGGCCUUUCGCAUCAGAAAACCAGGGCUUUGUCAGAGGAGGAGCGGAGGGAGGUGGAGAAAGCAUUGAAAAACAUUCGGGUUUUUGUGUGCCAUCGUGAGACUGACCAAAGGUACCAUGUGCAUAGCUUGACCGAGGAGACAACAGAAAACCUCAAGUUUCGAGACCGAAGCGGAAAAGAUCAUAUGGUAAUGGAAUACUUCAAGGAGCAAUACAACCAUGACAUACAGUUCAGGAACCUGCCAUGCUUGCAGAUUGGUAGGAGCAAGCCAUGUUAUGUACCAAUGGAGCUUUGCGUAGUUUGUGAGGGCCAGAAGUUUCUUGGCAAGCUCUCAGAUGAACAAACCUCCAAGGUUCUCAAAAUGGGAUGCCAAAGACCAAGUGAAAGGAAGGGAAUCAUAAAGGGUGUUGUGGAAGAAGCAUUUGGUGCUGGAAGUAAUUCGUAUGCCGAUCAAUUCAAUCUCCAAGUGUCGAAGGAUAUGACACAACUCUCUGGGAGGGUUCUCUUGCCACCAAAACUGAAGUUCGGUAUUGGAGGGCGCAUUAAGGAUAUAACGCCACACCGCUUUGAUCGUCAAUGGAGUUUGCUUGACAGCCAUGUUACUGAGGGAUCCAAGAUUAAAAACUGGGCAUUGAUAAGCUUUGGUGGUACCCCGGAGCAGCACUCCUGCAUUCCAAAGUUUGUCAACCAGCUAUCGAGUCGGUGUGAGCAGCUUGGGAUUCUUCUAAACAAGAAAACUGUCAUCAGCCCAUUGUUUGAGCGGAUUCAACUUCUCAAUAAUGUGGGCAUUUUGGAGAGCAAACUCAAGAAAAUUCAAGAAGCUGCAUCAGGUAACCUGCAAUUGCUGAUCUGUGUCAUGGAACGCAGGCACCGUGGCUAUGCUGACCUGAAGCGAAUUGCUGAAACAUCCAUUGGUGUUGUGACACAGUGUUGCCUUUAUCCCAACUUGAGCAGCAUGACCGUGCAAUUCGUUGCCAAUUUGUCCCUGAAGAUUAAUGCUAAGCUUGGUGGAUGCAAUGUUUCCCUCUACAACAGCUUGCCAUGCCAAAUCCCUAGAAUAUUUUCAGAUGAGGAGCCAGUGAUGUUCAUGGGUGCUGAUGUGACACACCCACAUCCACUAGACGACUCGAGCCCAUCGGUGGUGGCUGUAGUUGCUAGCAUGAAUUGGCCUUCGGCAAAUAAGUACAUCUCAAGGAUGAGGUCGCAGACGCACCGGAAAGAAAUAAUUGAACACCUGGAUGUAAUGGCUGGUGAACUACUUGAAGAGUUCCUGAAAGAAGUUGGCAAGCUCCCAGGUAGAAUCAUAUUCUUCCGAGAUGGUGUGAGUGAGACGCAAUUUGACAAGGUCCUGAAGGAGGAGACGCAUGCCGUGCGAGCGACCUGCUCUAGGUACCCAGGCUACAAGCCCUUGAUCACGUUCAUCGUGGUUCAGAAGAGGCAUCACACCAGGCUCUUCCACAGGGAGAAGAAUGGUGGCUCGACGCACUAUUCUGAUCAGAACAUACCACCGGGAACCGUCGUUGACACUGUGAUCACGCACCCGAGGGAAUUCGACUUCUACCUGUGCAGUCACUGGGGCACAAAGGGGACAAGCCGUCCUACUCAUUACCACGUCCUGCUGGAUGAGAACAACUUCCAGUCCGAUGAACUGCAGCAGAUGAUACACAAUCUGUGCUACACCUUUGUCCGCUGCACCAGGCCAGUCUCCCUUGUUCCUCCGGCGUACUAUGCGCAUCUCGCCGCGUAUAGAGGCAAGCUGUAUCUUGAGAGGUCAGAUGCAGUGGCCACCGGCCGCACAACUCUACACAGGGCCACUCCAUUGCAGACGACGCCACUUCCUAAGCUCAGUGACAGUGUAAAGAGGCUCAUGUUUUACUGCUGA